AUGCAGCAGCUGAAUGAGAGCAGAGUUCAAACUUUGGCUCCAGAGCUAUGCGAGCAGCAAAUACUUGAAGAUGACAACGCCCCUCUGGGAAACUGCAGUGGAGAUUCAACCAGAAACCUGUCACUGUACUGCUGGCUGCAACUUCUCACCAAAGAAUCCAUCCUGGAAUUGCAAGGAGACGGCUCCAGCAUCGGGGUCCGGGUGAUGAUCGCGUUCGUCUACUCCAUGGUAUGUGCUUUAGGGCUGGUGGGGAACUCGCUGGCUCUCUAUCUGCUCCAUUCACGUCAUAGGCAGAAGCAGUCAUCCAUUAACUGCUUUGUAAUGGGGUUGGCCAUCACAGACUUGCAGUUUGUCCUGACGCUCCCGUUCUGGGCGGUGGACACAGCUCUGGACUUCCGCUGGCCAUUCGGGUGGUUGAUGUGCAAGAUUAUCAGCUCGGUCACCACCAUGAACAUGUACGCCAGUGUCUUCUUCCUCACGGCAAUGAGUGUGGCACGCUACUACUCCAUCUCCACAGCUCUCAAGAUGCAGAGCCGGCGGGUAGCAGCAGCCAGGGCCAAGUGGACCAGCCUAGGCAUCUGGGCUGUGUCCCUAGUGGCUACGCUGCCCCACGCCAUCUAUUCCACAAGUGCCCAAGUGUCAGAUGAGGAACUGUGUCUGGUGCGCUUCCCGGAGUCAGGAAGCUGGGAUCCUCAGCUUCUCCUAGGACUGUACCAGCUGCAGAAGAUACUGCUGGGCUUUCUCAUCCCUCUGGUCAUCAUCACUGUCUGCUACCUGCUGCUGCUGCGCUUCGUUCUCAGCAAACGUAUUGCCGGGGUCGCCGGCUCAGGAACCGAGCAGGGCCACCAUAAGCGUCGCUCCAAAGUCACCAAGUCCGUGGCCAUCGUUGUUAUGUCAUUCUUUUUGUGCUGGCUUCCGAAUCAAGCACUGACGCUGUGGGGCGUCCUCAUCAAGUUUGACCUUGUGCCCUUCAGCAAGGCCUUCUAUAAUGCCCAGGCUUAUGCCUUCCCGCUGUCUGUCUGUUUGGCCCACACCAACAGCUGCCUCAACCCGGUGCUCUACUGUCUGAUCCGCCGUGAGUUCCGGGCGGGUCUCAAAGAGCUCCUCCUCCACACCACGCCAUCCUUCAGGAACCUGACACACUUGCUGCCCCGCAAGGCAAAGGUGGCUGAAGCCCCACCUGUUCUGGUGCUUGUCCAAAUGGAUGUCUGA
Molecule: messenger RNA, 1212 nt
Organism: Lampris incognitus (smalleye Pacific opah)
Lineage: Eukaryota; Metazoa; Chordata; Actinopteri; Lampriformes; Lampridae
Gene: rxfp3.2b
Product: relaxin family peptide receptor 3.2b
Exons: 1
Coding region: 1-1212 (403 amino acids)
Biological process (GO): G protein-coupled receptor signaling pathway; immune response
Cellular component (GO): membrane
Molecular function (GO): G protein-coupled receptor activity
Source: RefSeq, a predicted model, not a curated record